Humulus lupulus (European hop) is the source of this 627-nucleotide messenger RNA. RefSeq lists its product as uncharacterized. Gene Ontology annotation, molecular function: zinc ion binding. Bases 1 to 627 code for a protein of 208 amino acids. The record is from RefSeq and is a predicted model, not a curated record. Lineage: Eukaryota; Viridiplantae; Streptophyta; Magnoliopsida; Rosales; Cannabaceae. The transcript is spliced from 3 exons.
AUGUGGGAGUCCAACAAUGGACCGAAGAUCACAACCAUUCUUGAAAAGAACAAGGUCGAAGCUAGAAGUCACAUUCCCACCAAAUCACAUGAGUUUAUUUACCAGGUGAUGAACAUGUAUGGGGGCAUGUACUCUAUAGAUUUGCAGGCUUGGGUUUGUUCCUGUAGAAGAUGGAAACAUUUUGGUAUACCUGGCAGUCAUGUUAUUGCUGCAAUUUGGCAUAGAAGAGAGGAUCUUGAGCUAUAUGUUUCCAAAUGGUAUAUUAGAGAAUACUACAUGAAGGCCUACUCUGUACAGAUUUUUCCCAUUAGGAAUCAAGAUGAGUGGCCUAGAAGUGGCAAUGUGGGAAUGAUUAAGCCAAUUGGGAAGACACAACAUGGUAGGCCUAAGAAAAGUAGAAGAGUUGAACUGGAUGAGAUUGCUCCAUCAAAAGGCAAGAAACUAAAACGAAGAUAUGUGAGAAUGAGAUGUUGUGGCUGUGGUGCAGUGGGGCACAACUUCAGAACUUGUGCUAGAAACAUUGCAAAUUCAGCUUCAGUAAGUUCAACAACAAAUGAGAGUGGUCUCACUGGAAUAAUUUCACCACCUCAGGUCCCAUUCAACCCACCGAGGAAAAUAAGCAAGUGA